GCAGAGCAUGUAUUUCAAACUGACUCAAGUGUGUGGGGGACAGUGAGGUGCUUGCAGACUAGAAUCAAGAUGGCGGCCUCCUUGGCCAGACAGUUUUGGAUGAAAAGAUUGAGAUCUUCUUAACAUACUGGAGACUUAAGAAAGCAACCAAAUGGAUAUGUAUGUAUAGAGAGCAGGCAUCUGUGGGUAGACACAGCAAUCGACACCAUGUCUCAACAGAUUCAAGACCCCAUUGAGCUGUUCCAUUUGCUGCUGUCCAGUGACCUCCAUGUCAUCCAGGAGAUCAAAUUGUUAAUCCAGGAUAGCCUCAACUCCGUUACAGCAAAGGAUCCUGGCUUUCUGAAUACCCUUUUGGACUUCUACAUUCGCACCAACUCCAAUAAUGCACUAGAACUCCUAGCUGGCGUCCGAGAGCCCUUGGACAAGCCAUUGAUGGACAGACUGAACGAUACCAUGAAGGCCGGCCACAAGCUUCAGAGUUUGACCCUCUUAAGUCAUGUCGUCAGGCAUCAGCCGUCAUGGCUACAUAAGAUCGUUCAAGCGCCACUGUUUGCCUCUCUCCUCAACUGUCUCAAGAUGGACACGGACAUCCCUGUCAUCAUGUGCGGGUUGCUAACGGUAACCACCUUACUUCCCAUGAUUCCAAGUCUGGUCGGCCCGUUCCUGCAGCACGUCUUUGUCAUAUACUCCCGCCUGGCUUCCUGGACCAUCAAGAAACCUGGUGGUAUACCAGAUGUAUAUCAGCUGCACAUUCAGGUGGCUGUGUACGCACUGUUCCACCGUCUGUACGGCAUGUACCCGUGGAACUUCCUCCAGUAUCUCAGAUCUCACUAUCAUAACAAGAGCGCUGAAUUUGAAGCAGCAGUCCUGCCGAUGUUGGAACGUGUUCGCAUGCAUCCGUCUUUAAUCACUGGCUCUGCACAAUCAGAAAUGGAGAGAACAAGAUGGCGAAAGAUGGAAGUCCACGAUGUGCUGAUGGAGUGUGCCCGCGUUUCCUUGGAUACAACAGAAUCGGCCAGAGAUGACUCUUGUAGCUACACCCCGGCGGCUGUGGGCUAUGACCCUGAGCGACGGGGGUCAAAGGGCACACUAAUGGGCAUGAUAGGUCAUGCCAUCCGGACCUCCUCACCGAUUGUUGAUUCCCAAGAACCAACUCACAAGCCCCUAAUACAGUGGGAAAGUGAUGCCAAGAAGAGAGAUCCCGAGACGCAAAGCCUGGUCUCGUCUCAAGACGGCGGUAUAUCCAUGUUCAGUCCCUCCGUUGUGUGCGGUCUGAGCACCCCUCCGCAAUCCCACCCACCGUCCCCGCAGGGCAGCCAGUUGGACAUCAGUCUGACCUCCUCGGUCCAUCUUCACUGCACCACCCCUCACCUGGACACGCCCACCCCUCUGUCAACGCCCCGAGAAUCCCCACACACGAGUGCAGCAGCUCGGCUCAGCAGUCGCAUGUCCAGUAUGUCUAGUAUAAGCGACACUAGCAUCCACAGCCGGGGGAGUAAAUCCAAAACCCCACGGGGGAAGCUCCCCCCGAUCGCUACCCAGUCGGCAAUGGCUCUGGGCCGGACGGUCUCGGCACCGGUCACGCCGGGGUACGAGACCAAAUCCCUCCCCACUACGCCUCAGAAACCUCUCAUGCAAGCCAAGGCUGCUUCGCAUGAGAUCACCAAGCAGAGGAGAUUUGUCUGGGAGGAUGCCAGUCUGAGCGACUCGCUCCCCAGCAAUGGAGACCUGUCGUUGUCGGGGAAACAGCUGGCUGAGCAGGAGGUAGUGGAGGCAAGAUCUGAGAGAGCGGAGAGCUCGGUCUCCUUGAAGGACCUUCCUGAAGUCAUCAAGGAUCUGAAUCAUGCACAGGAGAGACCGACAGAUGUUGAGGCAAUAAAUGAAGAGGUUUCAUCGUUCACUGGCAGCCCGUUAACAAUCUGUGAUUUUGAAAACUCCACUGGUUCCGGCAAGAACAUUCCGGUCCAAAGUAAACCUACCGAGAUAACUCCUGAACCGGACGCAGAAAUGGACUCAACACCAGUCUCCAGCUUGUCAGAGCAACCCACAAUCAUCAAUCAAGGUGGAUUGAUUCAUCACGUCAACGGAAACACCCGACCGGAAACUGUCCGAACCCAGAGUGAUCCCAGCGCCACGUAUCGCAACGCCACCAUCAAGGCGCUAGUGGAGAGCGAGUCCCGCCAACGAACCAGCAGCUUUGGCAGCAAGCCAGUCGACAACUUAUCAACCGACCUGUUUGGAGUCAGGAAAUCGCAAGAUGUUACUGUAGAACCAAGCACCACCUAUCAGGGCUUUAUGCCCAUCUUAGACAGCUUUGAAUCGCCGAUUUCAAGACAAGGCGCACAGAGUACCACGUCAGAGACCCUAAGCACCCCUGGGCCACCGUUCAUUCAGCAAGCACCUCUCCAGAUGCCCUACAAGCAUCUCUUCAAUAUGAUCGUACCCACCCUGCAAAAUCUGACUCCUCCUGGUAGCAUGUCCAGGGAUCAUUCUCCCUCGGUGUCUAGCGCCAACACCACAGGAAGCGGGAUGUACGCCACACCUCCCCCGACCUCCAGAGUAGAAUCUGCUUUAUCCAGCGGCACUCCGACGGACGGUAUCGGGACAGUGCCAUUACAUUCCUUGUAUUCACCGAGUCAGCUGCUAGACCGGCACCUCCAGCUUGGGAACCAGACUCAUGAUGAUCGGCUGACGGGUUUGCCCUUGACGAGCCAGGAAUCGGUAGACUGGACCCAUUUUGGAGGUUCUCCUCCAGUGGACGAGAUCAAACUCUUGAAGGGUCAACUGCAGCUGCUACAUAACCAGCUUCUGUAUGAGAGACACAAGAGAGAAGUACAUGCUGAGAGGAAUCGACGACUGCUCGGCAAGACACACAAGGCUAAGGCGCUUGAAGAGUCCAACUCGGCCAUGCAGAAGCAGCAUCAACUCCUGGAGACUGAAGUCAACCAUCUCAAAGCGGCCUUCAAGCUACUACGAGAGGAGAACAAACAGCUCGCUGAGGCUAAUGCCGGCAAAGACCAGACCAACAACGCACUCGUGAAGAAAUUACAGACAGAGAAUGAUCACAUGCGAGAUGCAAAUGAGGAACUACAGAAACUACUGGUCCAUCACAAGCAUGAAGUGGACAAAGUCACCAAGAACCUGCAGGCUGCUAAUGCUCAAUGCUUCACAGUUCAACAAGAGCUAGACAACACCAGGGCUGACAUAGCUACAAACAGACAUCUGAAGGACGAGAUUGCCCGGUUGAACAAAGAGUUGCUCCUGAUGGGAGAGACCAACGUGAAGUACCAGGAGAGAGUUGACGGGAUGCGGCGGGAUGAGAACAGGACAGAGGAGAGGGAGAUGAGCUGGGUCACACUCAAGAAGGACCUGGCAGCAUCUCAAGAGGCACUCAAGGCAAAAAGCGUUCAGCUGGAGGCGGCUCGUGCUCGGAUCGCUGAGAUGGAAGCUGCCUUGACGCUAAAGGAUGUUGCAAUGGCAGAGCAGAAGCGCUUUUUGGAGAACGUGAAAAGUCUCACCAAGGGAAAGAUUGAGGCGAUGGACGGCAAAUACAAUGCACUACAGAAAAUCAACCAGCGACUGGAGGCACACAUCCUGAAGUUGACCAAACACUUGAAGGAGCGAGAGAAGGAAAGUACUCACGGACGAAGACGUCCUCACCCCUCAGCGGGUAGCGUCAUCUCUCGUAGUCAGUCAUUCACGACGUCACAGACAGAGGUCGCUCAUAAGGGAUCAAGAAGCGAGAGUCUGGACUCUGGACAGUUGUUGAGAUCCGACAGAGGGCCCCGUCCACACCAGAAGGUCCCUCGGAGAGCUCUGGACCGAAGCCUGUCACACGACGAAGCUCAGAAGGAGAUAAUGCCGCCUCUCUUUGCGGAGGAGAGCCACCAAGAUUCAGUCAUCAAAACAGAGAGUGACUUUUCUUCGGCUUCCAAAGCUGGUACGGUUUUGAAAGAGACACCUCCAACGACUGCUACCGUGUCUGGGAGUCACUCAAGCCCCCGCUCAAGCCCCAUGAGUGACUGGGAGCAUCUUAGCGGCGAGACGAUGCCAGAGGGCGGUAAACCCCCCAAAGAGCCUGCUGAAGCUAUCCGGGUCCCUGUACCAGUAGAGAGGGCAGGGACAGUAGAUCAGGAUUCACAGAGUCAGCUCAACAUAAACAGCCCGCCGCUAGUAUUCAGCCACACCUCCCCCUUCCAACGAGUCCAGCAGAGCCCUCGCUUGGGCACAAGACACAGCUCCUUGUCACCCUCCAACAAGAUCUCCAUCAACUCCCCCGGGCGAAUCACAGUCAGCUCGGGACCCAGUAGCCGCUCCUGUCCCGUAUCACCGCGCCAGUUUGCUGGUGCCUUUCCGGCGCAAGCAGAGGAGGGGGAGGGGUCAUUGCAAGAAGGGGAGGAGGGGGACGGUAGUAGCUCCACUCCCCCUGCGGCUGUCGUAGAUUGCGUUGAGCCGAGUAUGUUUUAUCAUGGCCUGGCAGCUAUGGUGCACAUGGAGGCAAGCAUUGAAGAGGCUGACCUGACAAAGUUGUAGCUGAUUGUGAUCAAAUCCUAGAUAACUUCAAACGUUCUAUCUUUCGGUUAGUGGUGUGCAUGUAUGGGUAGUACAGGAACCGCGUACCCUAUUGAAGUAAAACACGGGUAACUGGGUACCUGUAAGAGAAAAUUGGAAUCCCGAAAGUUGUCUGAAGGGCUUUGUAGCUCUGCGUUGUAAACUGCAACUUUUGAGAGCGUCAUCUGUCGAGCAUUGAAAUGCACAUAAAUGUGAAAUCUGUUUUGGUUUUUCCAUGUAGCCUGGUUUUCGUUGUGAAAAUUCGCCACAAAUGGCAU
Molecule: messenger RNA, 4829 nt
Organism: Patiria miniata (bat star)
Lineage: Eukaryota; Metazoa; Echinodermata; Asteroidea; Valvatida; Asterinidae
Gene: tsc1
Product: hamartin-like
Exons: 19
Coding region: 208-4533 (1441 amino acids)
Biological process (GO): regulation of cell cycle; negative regulation of TOR signaling; negative regulation of cell population proliferation
Cellular component (GO): TSC1-TSC2 complex
Source: RefSeq, a predicted model, not a curated record